Morchella sextelata is the source of this 240-nucleotide messenger RNA. RefSeq lists its product as uncharacterized. The record is from RefSeq and is a predicted model, not a curated record. The coding region runs from base 1 to 240 and encodes 79 amino acids. Lineage: Eukaryota; Fungi; Ascomycota; Pezizomycetes; Pezizales; Morchellaceae. The transcript is spliced from 2 exons.
AUGAGUGAUAAUCGUACUGAAUCAUACCGUCAAUGCCUCCGGGACAUCAGAGGCCUGAUGGCUCAUUAUCUUAUCCCUAAUACUCUCGGUUACAAUCUCAUGAUUGCCCUUCUCGACGAAAUUGAGAGCGUAUAUCUGCACAAACGGGCUGUAGCUGCUGUACACCAACAUGCUGCUGCUGCUGAGGAUGCUAAGACCUUUGCCCCCGGUAACGCUUCCGGAAAGAGGAAGAAGUUAUAG